Molecule: messenger RNA, 357 nt
Organism: Dentiscutata erythropus
Lineage: Eukaryota; Fungi; Glomeromycota; Glomeromycetes; Diversisporales; Gigasporaceae
Source: the annotation of a GenBank genome assembly
AUGUCAACUGGUUCAAAUUUUUCAAAUAAUUCUCCUGAAGAUUGUAGUAAAGAAGAAAAUUUGCAGAUACAACUUGUUGAUGAUAUUUAUAUUAGUGAUUUAGAAGAUGAUAAUAUUGAUACUGAACGAGAAAAAUUAUACAAACAAGUUAAAUUUAGUACUAAAGAAGCAGAUGUUUUGAAAUUUGUAGAUAAGGAAACUCAUAAAUGUUCUCAAUAUCCUAAAAUAUUUGAAUUAACAACAUCAACUAGUUCUAUUUAUAUUCAUUUACAACACCUGCAUAAAUUAUUAAAUAAAGAAAAAUCAAAUAUUGGAAUUAAAAAACAUUUAGUAGCAGUUCAAGCAGAAAAAACUUAA